AUGAAAAUUAGCCAAUUAUUGUGCUGUAUUGCUCUCGUUCUUGGAUACUUAUUCAUCCAAGUUCACUCACAAGCAACCUUUGAUAUCAAGGGUAAGGUCAUCCCAACCAACAAGUUCUGUAAGAGAAGGAUUGAUAUCUCCAAAGAUGACUCUGCCAAGACUGUUAAAUUCUCAACCACCUCCCUCUGUGCUGCUGAUAGAAAGAAUGGAACAGCUAUUGGAGCUUUCUCUUCAAUGGAUUAUGUUGCUUCCAUUGUUCGUUUCCCAAUUAUUGGAAUGAAAGCCAAGACAACUGUCAAGGUUGUAACACCAAUUACAAAGGUUGAACGUGACUUGUCCAUUGUUGUUGGAUCUGCUUUUGGCAUUGACAGAAUUAUUGAAUAUCAAGAAGUUAAUGGUCUUGAAGGUUAUCAACCUGGCAAUGAUACAAUUGUUAAACUUUACAAUUUACGUGAACAAAAUUGGAAGGUUUUAGAUCUCUCCAAGAAGCUUGUUGAAGGAACCAAUGAUACUUUUAUUUAUCAAGCUCUUGUUGAAGCUAACGUUACUGGAUGUUGUACUGUUAGAAUGAGUGCUGUCAUUUCAUCUGCACCAAUUCAAUUCACAUCACCAAAGGUUGCUGCUCGUACUGGUGUUACUCAAAUCUUGAGUCCAUCUUCUUUGAAGGUUACCUUUGAAUUGUUAAAUAUUCAAUAUUCUCAAUCAUCUGGCUCUUAUAUUGCUUUGGGAACUGUGGUUGCUUUCCGUGGUUCUAGACGUGAUAAGGUUUCAACUGAUAAUGAUGCAUUUGCACCAUCAAGUGGUAAUUCUAGACAAUCAACCAAUUAUGAAAAGCCAGAUGAUGCUAGUGAUGAUCAAGCUGUUACUCAAUUUGAUAAUGAUUUGAGUACUCAAUUAGAUGGUAAUCAAGCAAGUCUUCCAAAGCCAUUCUUCAGUUUCCAAAAGUUUAUUUCCAAGUACUCUUCUAGCUCUCCAACUGUUGUCACUCGUGGAAAGUUGAUUUACACUCCAAUGAACACCAUUGAAGUAUUGAACUCUGAUGAACAAUUUAUUAAGGAUUCAAUUGAAACUUCUGGAACAGUUGUUGCUCGUUUCUGGGUUUCAUUGACUGAAAGAGUUGAGAAUGCUGUUUGGGAUCCUUCCAGUGGCAGUCAAGAAAAUGCUGAUUAUUUGACCACCAGUGGUGCUAACUCUCAAUCUUUGAUCAGUUUCUUGGUUGUUUUGCUUUCAUUUAUUAUAUGUAACUUGUUGUAA
Naegleria gruberi is the source of this 1254-nucleotide messenger RNA. RefSeq lists its product as uncharacterized. The record is from RefSeq and is a predicted model, not a curated record. Lineage: Eukaryota; Heterolobosea; Eutetramitea; Acrasida; Naegleriidae. The transcript has a single exon. The coding region runs from base 1 to 1254 and encodes 417 amino acids.